CCCCCAGCACUCACCAUCACACUCAGGGUGACCCAGACCACACCACCCAUAGCAGGAACCUCAGGGCCCUCCCAAAAAAACACAGUGCCAGCCCCAUUGGCUGCCAGGGCCACCAGCACCAGGGGAGCUGCCCUGAGGAGAAGUGUGUGGCCACCUCUGUCACACAACCUUCCUCCUGCUGCUGCAUCCACUGCUGCACGCUGGGGCCUCGCUGCUGGCACCAUGCAGCCCCCUCGCCGCUGCCUCCUCCUCCUCUCUCUCCUCUGCCACCUCCUCCUCUCUGGGACAUGGGCAGACCUGGAGGAGGCCUUCACUAUUCGACUGCUCCAGAUCUCCACCUUCCAAAACAGCUCCUUUGUGGACACGGAGGGGCUGGGCCUGCUGGAAGACAUAGAGCUGGGUUCUCUUGCUAAGCACACGUGGAAAAUCCGCUUCCACCAGCCCUGGGUGCGCCCAGCCCUGCCCCGCAGUGACUGGGACACGAUUGAGAACAUGAUCAAGAUCUAUUUGCAAAAGUUCCACCACCUCGUCAAUGAAGGUGCAGUGCAAAAGGAUGUACCCUACCCCUUUGUGGCCCAAUGUAUGGCGGGCUGCACGCUCUACCCCAACAAGACCACCCAGACCUUUGCACAUGUGGCCUACAAUGGCCAGGACUUCCUCAGUCUCUGUGUGGACAAUGGCACUUGGCUCCCCUCCCAAGACACUGACUUGUCACGAUAUGCCCAGGCUGUUCUCCAGAACUACACCGCCUUCACUGAGCUGGUAGAAGUUCUCUUCAAUGACACCUGCAUAGAUGACAUGGAGAGGUUAUUGCUCUACGGGAACACAGUUCUGGAGAGAAAAAAGCUGCCCGUGGCCACCGUCUUCGCCCGCACACCCAGCCCAGCCCAGCUCCUGCUGGUUUGCCGCGUCACCGGCUUCUACCCACGGUCCAUCAGCGUGGACUGGCUGCGGGAUGGCCAGGAGGUGCCGCCAGGCCCAGACACCAACACCAGCGCCAUCCUGCCCAACGCCGACCUCACCUACCAGCUGCGCAGUGUCCUGGCCGUGGCCCCCCAUGACGGGCACAGCUACGCCUGCCGCGUGCGCCACCGCAGCCUGGGCACCCGCAGCCUCCUCAUCCCGUGGGGGUACUCAGAUGUGGUGCUGAUUGCAGGACUUGUGGCUGGGCUGCUGGCAGUUGUGGCCAUGGCUGCCGUCAUGAUGCUUUGGCUGUGGAGGCGCAGAAAGCACCGGCAGAUGGAGGAAUCAACGUCCAGGAACUCCAUCCUGAGCAAAGAAGCUUAGCCCAGAAGGGAGCCAAAGGGCCUUGUUUCCUUCCACCACGCUCACAGGGAAAAAACCCUACCUUUUUCUGCUUCGACAAUAUUCUGAGCACUCCAAGAUCAACUUGACUGUGAGAUAUAGGGAGGAAAACUGGGGUGCUCCUGAUCCACUCAGAUUUGAUAAGCAAGGGUGCAAGUCUGAGACCUCCUCGCUUGUGACACGUGAUCAGCUCUUACCUCGUGGCACUGUCCUCUGAGGCUCUUUAGGACACCCCAAUGCCCAGUGGCCAUUUCUCCCAGUUCUGCUGCAAUCACACAUUUAUCAGCAGGUGGUAAGCUGUGCCCUUCUACUAUGGCUUUCCAGUAUUCUCUCCUAAGACCUGCCUUUAUUAAUCAUAUCCCAGAAAUAUUGUUGCCGAGACCUAAUUGUUCCGCACGGAUUAACAGCACCUGGCCACAAACAUUUUACUAAGUCCUGAAUAACAAUGAAACUCUGAUGUAAUCCAUGGGAGCAGCAGAUAUGUAUAAAAUGAAAUUAAAACAUUCAUGUUUUCACUAAGAAUGUGUGCCUUUCUUGAGGAUUUCGAUGGGCUCGGUAAGGUUUUGAUCAGCUGUAAAUGCAAGCUCAAGCACCAGUGAAUUACUGGUGAUAAUUACAGGAAAUACUAAAGGAAAAAAAAAAUAAAGUGUG
Columba livia (rock pigeon) is the source of this 1956-nucleotide messenger RNA. RefSeq names its product T-cell surface glycoprotein CD1b-3. Gene Ontology annotation, cellular component: external side of plasma membrane. Gene Ontology annotation, molecular function: exogenous lipid antigen binding; lipopeptide binding; endogenous lipid antigen binding. The record is from RefSeq and is a predicted model, not a curated record. The transcript has 6 exons. Lineage: Eukaryota; Metazoa; Chordata; Aves; Columbiformes; Columbidae. Gene Ontology annotation, biological process: immune response; antigen processing and presentation, exogenous lipid antigen via MHC class Ib; positive regulation of T cell mediated cytotoxicity. The coding region runs from base 223 to 1287 and encodes 354 amino acids.